Messenger RNA from Xenopus laevis (African clawed frog), 1166 nucleotides. RefSeq names its product HAUS augmin like complex subunit 1 L homeolog (gene haus1.L). Lineage: Eukaryota; Metazoa; Chordata; Amphibia; Anura; Pipidae. The record is from RefSeq and is a predicted model, not a curated record. Bases 127 to 987 code for a protein of 286 amino acids. The transcript is spliced from 9 exons.
GACAGCACCCAUUAGUCAUGUGACCGGUAGCCGCCGUCAAGGACUCUGACUUGUGAUUGGCUGUAAGGACGUAUCACAUGUCCCGUUGAAGUUGUGGCGCCAGUAGCGCCUGGGUGGUUCGCCUCAAUGGACGAGAAGAGCACUAAGAUCAUCAUGUGGCUCAAGAAGAUGUUCGGGGACAAACCCCUCCCUCCCUAUGAGGUGAACACCAGGACGAUGGAGAUCCUGUAUCAGCUGGCGGAGUGGAAUGAGGCGCGGGACAAAGAUUUAAGUCUGGUCACAGAAGAUCUGAAGCUGAAAUCAGCUGAGGUUAAAGCUGAAGCAAAAUACCUUCAGGAUCUCCUUACUGAAGGCCUGGGUCCCUCUUACACGAAUUUGUCUCGUAUGGGCAACAACUACUUGAAUCAGAUAGUGGACAGCUGCCUGGCACUGGAACUGAAGAAUUCUUCCUUAUCCAGCUACAUUCCUGCUGUCAAUGAUCUGAGUUCGGAACUAGUAGCCAUCGAGUUAAACAAUCAGGAGAUGGAAGCAGAGCUGACGAGUCUAAGGAAGAAACUCACAGAGGCCUUGGUGCUAGAGAAGUCACUGGAACGGGAUCUGAAGAAAGCCGAGGAACAGUGCAAUUUUGAGAAAGCCAAGGUGGAGAUCAGAUCCCAGAACAUGAAGAAACUGAAGGAUAAAUCAGAGGAAUACAAAUACAAAAUCCACGCUGCAAAGGAUCAGCUGAGUUCUGCCGGGAUGGAAGAGCCUCUCACACAUCGUUCUCUUGUCUCCCUUUCUGAGACUCUGACAGAACUAAAGGCACAAUCCAUGGCUGCAAAGGAGAAGCUGAAUUCUUACCUUGACUUGGCACCUAAUCCAUCUCUUGUUAAAGUGAAGAUUGAAGAGGCAAAAAGAGAACUAAAAGCUACAGAGGUGGAACUGACGACCAAAGUGAACAUGAUGGAGUUCGUGGUCCCUGAGCCAAGCAAGAGGAGGUUAAAAUAAACCCCACAUCUGUACAGCCAUAUUGUAUUUAUAGAGAGCUGAAAUUUUAUAUUCUAACACUGGCAAUCUUUAUGCCCCUACCUACUUCUAUUCUUUAAUAUUUUCUUUUUCGAUAUUUCGAUUUAUGGACUAGUUUUAAUUAUUGUGCAAAGUUGUAAAUAAACACUGCAUUUCAUUCA